Messenger RNA from Triticum aestivum (bread wheat), 1131 nucleotides. RefSeq lists its product as uncharacterized. Lineage: Eukaryota; Viridiplantae; Streptophyta; Magnoliopsida; Poales; Poaceae. Gene Ontology annotation, molecular function: RNA-DNA hybrid ribonuclease activity; nucleic acid binding. The transcript is spliced from 4 exons. The record is from RefSeq and is a predicted model, not a curated record. Bases 1 to 1104 code for a protein of 367 amino acids.
AUGGAUAAGGCUGAGGGGAACGGAGACGUCGACGCGCGGCAGGCCGUGGGCGGGCGGGCGAAGCGAGAAAGAAAAAAAGGAGAGCCCACGUUUCAUCCUGCCCCGCCUCCAUCGUCCCCAUCCCUCCCUCCUCUCUCCUCCUCGCCGCCACAGGGGUCCCUCUCCUUCCUCAAGCAGCGGCGGCGGCGUGAAAUACAGUGGGCUCGGCCUUCGUCGGCGGCCGGGUUCCUCUCCUCCGUCGAGCAGAGGCAGCGGCGGUGGCGGCGGCGUGAGACGCAGGGGGCUCGGCCCUUCGUCGGCGGCGGGGUUCCUCUCCUCCGCCGAGAAGCGGCGGCGGCGCGGGACGCAGCGCGACCUGACUGCGACGGCAGCAGCGGGGUCCCUCUCCUCCGUCCAGUGGAGGUGGAGGUCGAGCGCAUCGUGGCCGCUGGAGUAGGAGAAGCAGCGGGCGGCGGGGCUGAGGAUGCCGGCGAGCGGGAGGAAGCGGGUGAGCGCGUGCGGCGGGAACGCGGCGGCCGGGUCAACCUGGCGGUAGAAGAAGAGGCGCUCGACAGGGUCCGUGAAGAGCCAGCACACGUCGUCGAAGAAGGUGAUGGGGAGCUCCGCACACAGCGUCCCCGGCGCCGGUGCCAUGUGGGUUCGCUCCGUGCACCUUUGCUUCCGCCAUGGCUCACUGGCUUUGCUUGCUUGGUGAACACAUUUCGUCCAGCCACCGCUCGUAUUUCAGGCAUCCACAAGACCAUCAAGACCGUCAAAACGAAGGGGGUGGGGCCGGCGAAGGUGGAGCUACUGGCGUGCAAAAGGGCAGCCCAACUGGCGGAUGAUGUCAAUGCAGCACAUAUACACAUUAAGAUGGAUUGCAAGGAGAUAGUUCGGAAGCUUCAGAAUCUAUCUUGGCAAGGGCCUUUGGUUCAGGAUGUCAAGCAUCUAAUGGAGGCACGCCAAAGCUGGAAGGUGAGCUGGGUUAGGAGAUCAGCUAAUGUGGCGGAUCACAGAUUAGCUAGGGAAGGGGUUAUGAAUAAUUUGUGUAAGGUAUGGCUGCAUCAACCACCUGAUUGUAUCCACGACGUUAUUGCGGCAGAAAUUCCUGCCUUCUAUGAAUAAAUAGGAAACGUAUUGAACCUCAAAAAA